This is a messenger RNA of Oreochromis niloticus (Nile tilapia), 2494 nucleotides long. Its product is annotated as anionic trypsin-1. Gene Ontology annotation, molecular function: serine-type endopeptidase activity. Lineage: Eukaryota; Metazoa; Chordata; Actinopteri; Cichliformes; Cichlidae. The transcript has 6 exons. Gene Ontology annotation, biological process: proteolysis. The record is from RefSeq and is a predicted model, not a curated record. The coding region runs from base 91 to 1044 and encodes 317 amino acids.
GCCAGGUAUGAUGCAGGCGGUCACGCCCUCGUCCUUUACAGACUCCUGCCGUUGGAGUUUGGAGACACUUUGAGGAAAGACUCUGUGAGGAUGGAGCUGUUUUCAUGUGGAGUCCUGCUGUUGGCCUUAACGCUUACAGGAAGCAACGCACAGCUCGAUGUUUGCGGAGUUGCUCCACUUAACACCAGGAUCGUAGGAGGUGAGGAUGCUCCUGCAGGGGCGUGGCCCUGGCAGGUCAGUCUGCACCGCUUUGGUUCACACUUCUGUGGCGGCUCCCUGAUCAACAAUGAGUGGGUCCUGUCUGCUGCCCACUGUUUCUCCAGCACCAGCACAUCAGGAUUGAUCAUUUACCUCGGACGUGAAUCGCAGGAAGGCAGUAAUCCCAACGAGGUCUCCCGGUCAGUGUCAGAAAUAAUCAGGCAUCCAGACUAUAACUCCGACACUAGCAACAAUGACAUGGCACUGCUGCGGCUGUCCUCAACUGUUGAGUUCACCAAGUACAUCAGACCUGUGUGUCUGGCGGCACAGGGUAGUGAUUUCCCUGCUGGGACGACUACCUGGGUCACCGGCUGGGGAACGAUUGGUUCCGAUGUUCCACUUCCUUCCCCUGGGAAUCUGCAGGAAGUGAGCGUCCCUGUCGUGUCCAACGCCGACUGUAACAAUGCCUACAGUAAUGGAAUCACAGGCAACAUGAUCUGUGCCGGCCUGACUGAAGGUGGAAAGGACUCCUGCCAGGGCGACUCUGGAGGCCCGAUGGUGGCUAAAAACAGCUCUGUUUGGGUCCAGGCUGGAGUAGUGAGCUUUGGGACCGGUUGUGCUCUGCCCGAUAUCCCAGGAGUCUAUGCCAGAGUGUCCCAGUACCAGUCCUGGAUCAACAGCCGCAUCACCACCAACCAGCCAGGCUUCAUCACCUUUGUAGCCUCCUCCUCCUCUGGAGGAACUAUAUUUAGUUCAUCCACAAAAAUGCCUCACUUCAUCACUUUCACAGUUCCUCUGCUGCUCUCCAUCCCCUCCAUCUUCUUCUCUCUCUUUGUCCUCUCAUAGGAAUGCACCAGUUCUACUUAAUCACUGGACAUAUCAUACUUACUUCAAGAUCAGUUUCUCUUUAAAAAUGUAAAAACCUCCUGGGUGUAUCAAACAUUCAGAGGUUUCCAGUUCACUUUGCUGUGUUUUAAUAACUUUACAGAGAACUGGAAUCUUGGGAAUGUUUGGCUUUAUUUUUGUUUGUCAAAUUAUAAAAACAGAUUACAAAAAAAAAAAAAGAAGAAGCCCUAAACCCCCUAAUUGAUUUAAAACUAAUUACGUUAAGUAUAAAUCAACCAAUACUUGUAGUUCUAUUAAAAACAAUGCUGAAAUAAAGUAAACUGUGUUGGAAACAGGUGAAAUUAUCAUCCCAUCAACAGGAUUAUGACACUUAUUAUGAUAUCUAUAUAUAUAUAUGAAUAAACUAUAUACAUGGUGUAUGUAGAAACAUUGAAACAGAGACAUUGUGGGGGUGUAUACAAGGGCAGUAAUAUAAUAUAAUAAAUAAAUAAGGGUGUAGGGGCUAUGGUCAUUUAAGAUGGGAGUGGUAAUUUAACAGAAACCAAAAUAUUGCAUAUUGCAAUAUUUUUAAAUGUAUUCUAUCUUUAAAUGAUGUCACAUAAUAAAAUCUAAAAAUGCUUUAGCAGAAUUUAAUUUUGCAUUUGAUUAAUGUUUUAAUUGAAUUUAAAUAUUUCAUCCAUCAGUUAAUUUUGUGGUUUAUUUUUUUUUAUGUGAAAUGAGGAAGAAAAUCACCGAAAGAAUGGGUUUACACUUAAUAGUAAUUAGUUCAUAACCACACCAAAUGAAAUGGCCAAAGGAACUGUAAUGAUAAUGAUAUAAUUGUAUCAUUAUAUAUCAUAUAUAAUGAUAAUUGUAUUUUUACAGUCAUAAAUUAGAGAAACAUUAAAAAUGAUUAACAAUUUUGUUAAAAACAACACUAGAUGAUAGAACACAUCAAAAAAGUUCAGCCAGACUAUAUUUAUUUGGGCACUCUGUAGAAACUGAACAAAACUUCACGUGAAACUCACUAAAUUCAGUUUUAUGUUAUAUAUUUAUGGUGCCAGAUCAAACACAUACUAUCUCAGAGCAGUUUCGGGUCAAAGCAGAGAGAAACACUCGGCGGGGAGGAAAAACUCCUUUUUAAAUAUGAAGGAAUCUCAGGCGGAACCAGACUGAUCUCAGACCUGCACAAACACAAAUCUGUCUUUGUACCAUCGUGAUGAUGAAACUAAAGCCAUUUUAGUGACUUUAUUAUCUCUUUUUUCACAAAUGAACUUUUAAUGUUUUAAAAUGUUUGAACCAAGUGCCAGUAACUGUGAUCUGCUGUUUAAGUCUAAUAAACAGGAGGAAUAUUUACAAUACUACCUUAUAUAUUAUUAUAAUAUUACAGGCCGACUGUGGCGUAACCUGGUCUGAAGCUGCUGUCCAGCUUUGAAAGUUUUAGAGUAGCUUUAUGCAUAAAUGUAUUUGC